Portunus trituberculatus (swimming crab) is the source of this 1247-nucleotide messenger RNA. RefSeq lists its product as uncharacterized. NCBI's taxonomy places the organism in Eukaryota, Metazoa, Arthropoda, Malacostraca, Decapoda, Portunidae. The record is from RefSeq and is a predicted model, not a curated record. The transcript is spliced from 5 exons. Bases 118 to 777 code for a protein of 219 amino acids.
GGCAACUGUGCUCUUGCCAGGAGGUAAACAAACCAAGAGAGAAGAGAGGCGGGCGGUGUGUAGCAUCCUGUACCAUGGCGUUGUGGUGUUUGUGCAGACUAUUGCAUUGGUGCUGACAUGAGUGUUACCCCAGCACGCCAGUCUACACGUCACAUAGGCGUGGCUGUGUGGCCCUGUGUGGUGGUCCUGGCAGCUCUCACGACAGGAGCCAUGAGUCAGAGACUUCUACCUUCCCUUCUCGCCAGCCAGGAAGAUUCCCCACUGGCUAACCUCUGGCGACACGGUCUUAGGAACCAAAAAGAUUCCAACGGCGAGGCCCUGAGGAGUGAUAAGCCGGCUCCAAAGACCUACUUGGCACCGCCCUACGGCGAGGUGAUGAACUGGGUGCCACAAGACUCCGCUCAUCCCCUUUAUGUCCCCGAGAAUGCCAACUUUCUGCGGGAGAUUCUAUUCGAUAACAUGGUGGAGGGUGAAGUGAACCCUGACGACCCCAGGAUGAGCGAGCGUGAAGGUCUCCAAGUGCACAAUCUUAACGGGAAAACCCUCACGUUCACCAGAGACGCCUCAGGUAUUCAAGUGGAGGGAAUCCCGGUGACUGACUCUAAGAUCAACGAGGACGGCACAGUCUCGUUCACGCUGCAGCAGAGUCUCUUCGGCCACCGCGAGAGGGUGAGGGACGCGUGGGAGAAGAUGCCCAAGCCCUCUGUGAGAUUCGGACCCUUCGGCGGCGGACACCCCAUGAACGCACCGCCUCCUCCUCCCCCUGAACCAUUCUAGUGUGGCCCAAGAGAUGAGAGGUGAUGGCAGACUGACAGAAUACACACACACACACACACACACACACACACACACACACACACACACACACACACACACACAGGGACAUCGUGAUCUUUACUUCCUUAUAUUCUGAUCAUAAUCUCCGUACCUUCAUUCCUUCUAAAGGAUUUUUGAAGUGUGUUUUUACGGUUCUAAUGAUAUAACAGCAAGAUUUCUAUAUUAGUAACUGGAGAAACACUCUUGACAACCUGGCUUAUCAUUUCUGCAGCGCUAGGAAAUAGUUGUGGUGAGAGCACGAAGCAUUUCCGAGUACGGGUGAAGACAAUGAAUAGUCCGCGUUGCUUCUGAGAGAGUCGUAUAGAACAUUCCUCUUUGCCUCACCUUGCAAGGCUAAACACAGUAAUUUUAUUGGCCUUCAUUCACCCGUGUUGCCUUUGUUUGAUGAAAAUAAAGCAUGACAAAAUGUA